GAUCUCCGCCUUCGCCGCCAUGAUACUCAAACAAUCUGCUCAUGCAAGAGAAACCAAACCCGAAGCAUGAGAUUCAGCAAACUUCUGUCCUGGACUCCUGGUAGCGCAGUCUGCUCUGGAUUUUACGGAUUAGGUUGGGAUGCACUACUACGCUUGCCUUUUUGAGCCCGACACUUCCUUGUGACACGGCUUCUCUGGGACACGACGUUGAAGUCGCCAGCUGUUUCGUUCAGUUCUCUACCUUCCUUGCUUUUCAUGACUAUAACGUCUUUCCUCCAGCGGCAUCGGGUGGUGUCGCUGGCAGGCCCAUGUACUCCGAUUUUCAGAUGCACAAAAAUACAGAAAUGCAAUUUAUAACAUAGUCUCUGAGUAUCCAGUGAGCCGAUAACGGUACAAUGUGCUGGUAAUACUAGUUGCCAGGGUCCACCCGGGUAAUAUUACAGGUAUGCCAUUUUGGGCGAUCCUAACUUUAUUGUGGUUGUAUUUGUUCUUGUGUAACCGACGGAUUGACCCUUUUAUACGCCCCGGACGCCCCAAUAUCCCUUCCCCUCUUACUUGUCGACUUUGACUUUGAGUUGCUUAUCCGCUUGAAAUUUCGCGAAAGCUGUUCACUAACCCUGCUCGUCUGCUCAUAUUCAUCUCUCGAAUUUAUAAUAAACAACACCUCCCUCUCUUCGCGCGUCGAAGACCAGUGUAUCCGGCCAUGCCGGACGCGUUGUGCAGCGGCUUCCUCUGUGAAGCUUACGGCCUCAUCCUACAAUAUUCAGAUGCCUACUACAAUUUCUUUUUCAACAACAACAUCCCUGAUAUCGCAGUUGUCACCCCCAUCCCCGCCACCCGUACCUUUCCCUCCGCCCCAACUUAUCCAUCCGGUAUUACCUCCGACCUCACCAUCUACGCCACAGUCAUUGUGACGCUCUUCAUCUCAAUCAGCUCUUCGCUAUAUAUACUAUGUGCUCAUGCUCAAUCCGGCCAAGACACCUCUCGCCGCUCACGCCACAAUUCGUCCUCAACCUCACUCUCUCGGUCAACUAUGCUUUUAAUCCUAUUCGGCGUCAUUAUCAUCAUCUUCGCCUCCCUCACGCUCAACUCCACCGCCGUCACUUCCCUUCUAUAUACCCUCCUCGCUACAAACCCGCUCGAAUUCAUUUCCUCCAUUAUCGAGUACUACGUCUCGGUAUGGCGGAGCGCCACCAAGUUACCUUAUCUACGUUGGUUGCCUCCCAUCAUCCGGUUUUUAGACGAUUGUACCAGGUUACAUGGGGCGUAUUUACAGAUCAUGGUUAUCCUGGGGUAUCUUGGGUUGUUGGAUCAUCGGAAGGAUACGGACGUGAGGACCUUAAAGACUUUGCCGACGCCUGGUCACGGUUUGAAGAAGGCUAAACGUCAUGUUUCGGUUCAGGUUCAGGUCGACGCCACUACGGCGAGGGAAGCAUUACAUGGGCUUAAGGCGAAGGAGGGUGCUAACCAGAGCACCUCCGUCGCCGAUGGCUUAUCGUCGCACAACAUCGUCUCCGUUCCCUCGACUUCUCAGCCGACGCCACAGACCGAUGUUGCCUCCGACCCUUCGCCAAAGGUGCCUCCCGAAGACGUUUCUUCUGUGAAAGAUACGGCUCAAGCAGAUGACCCACUUUUGCAAUCCUCAGUCAAUCGCGCGAGUCAAUUUGAAGAGCCUUUCCCUGAUAACGAACAUCGUAGUGAUGUUGAAGUCGAGUCGUCCGAGGGCUUAACUACCCCAACACCGUCUCGAGGACCUGAUACUGCCGUUACUGUUCGCCCGACGUCUUCUACAACAACUAUCUCCGCCAUAGAGGUCCCGAUCAAUGUUUUGCCGCCGAAUGACAAUUCGAACAACCCGGAGACCGGAUCGUCUGAAGUGGCGGCACAUAGUGAAUACCUACCCAUGCAAUCAUUGUCGCCUCUCGGUACCAUUUCAGGCAGUGUUUCUCUCUUGUCGCAAGUUGACUUGGAUUCUUCUGAUGAAGAGUCCAUCAAUUCUUCCGCUGACUCGAGUUCUGCUACACUCAAUGACCCUGAACCUACCAUCUACGCAAAAGACAACCAACAGGCGCACAUAAGAGAACUCGAUGAUGAGCUCGACGCUGAUUUCGAACGAUCUCUAAACAUCAACUACGAUGACCCUAACGCAUUGGGAGUCGAGUUCCAGGACGAGAAUAUCCCACCACCAUUUGCUCCGUUUGAUAGUCCCCGGCAUUCAGAGCACGCCGCUUCAGCGAAUACUUCGCCUGCGGUGGUGCUGGCUAGGGACCCUCAAGGAGUGAUUGGUUCUGGCAACGUCAGCGUUCUUGGUCCUCCCCCGGGUAUCCCUCAUCCUGUUCGUGGGGCAUAUGGGCCUCCUCCCGGAAUAUUCACUCCCCCCAAUUUACACAAUGCUGUUGCGCCGACUGGCGAAUACCUUUAUCCUACGCUUGGGGUAUUCGGACCUCAGUAUGCUGGUGGCUACCCUCUUGGUAAUGGUACUCUACCGAUUCCGGCCAUUCAGCACGUUCAAAAUCAAGUCCCCCCCUCCGUAGAUCUCGCAACGUCUUCUUCUCCUCAGAGCGAACAGGCCGACGAAAGGGACUACCCGGAACGCGGCGCAGAUUUCUCAUCACAGGCUCCUGACACGUUCCCCUCUGCUGGUUUGCCGCAUCCUAAUUCCAACUUGCCCACGGUUAGCUCGAACGAUUACGAAGAAGACGAGGAAGAAGCAGAUGAGCUAACAUUAGAGAACGACUAUCCUGACAUCGAAGAAGGACCUCUAGCUAGCCACGGCUCAUCAACGUCGUUUAUUUCGGAGGACCAGGAUACUCAGCAAAUGGAUGGGUCCGAAGCGGAUGACUUUGCCGACAAUGACGAGGAUCCUAUCCUCAGCAACCGUGCAGAUGACACGGACCAAAACCAACACGGUGAAAUAUCUCCAGCGACAACUAACAAUAACGCUGCGAACGCCAUCAUUACCACUCAUGUACCGCCGUCGCUGUCGCCAUCGCCGUUGAUGCUUCCACAGACUUUCCACUUCUCUGUUGUGCCAAAUGGCGUGGCCAAGAACCCUUUCGCAUUUGGUGUUUCUUCGGGUCCACAAGUAAAUGAGGCAUCGACUAGCACUGGUCAAAGUGUUGCUAAGGGCAAAAAUGUCCAACCUCCUGUAAAUCUCGUCGACGUUGGCAAUAACGGGCCUGCGGGUUCGGGGUUCAACUUCUCCUUUGCACAAAAUGACUAUCCUGAUGGUCCCAAGGGACUAUUCGGAUUUGGACAGCCUGUCCCACAAGCGCCACGCCUGAUAAAGAAGCUGAAAACGCCCAGAGUUAAGAGGGAGCAAGAUGAGGCUGAGGUUGAACGGCGCGAAGAGUCGGAACCAAAAAGGAUGCGGCAGGUCGAAGCGGGAGAGUAUGAGAGAUUGGAGUUGAUGAACUCAGGUACAUGUGCCGAUGUCUUCAAGGCUCGGGACGUCAUCACUGGCAAGGUGGUCGCGCUCAAAUGUUUUCAUGACACUCCAGCUGCUCGAUACAGUGGCGAAGUAGAAGUGCACUGGCAUAAACGGUUGAAGGAAUUAAACCGAGGUGGAUCGCAGUUUAUACCGGAAUUCAUCGCCGCAGUCGACGAUGGUAUCCACAUUCAAAUCUUUAUGGAACUCUUGGGCCCAGAUCUCAGCGUCCUCAUCAACAAACUGCGUAAGAAAAAGGUCUACCUGAAUCUGGAAGAUAUCCGGAAAAUUGCACAUCACUGUGUUCAGGAACUUGCCUUCAGGCUUAUGUCAUCUACAGUUUUUCAUCAAAACCACAUAAUACACUGUGACAUCAAACCAGAAAACAUUGCCUUCGUUGCCCGGGACUUAGCUUACCAUGAAAUGUAUGAAAGUACAACUGAGGAUGGAGAAACACGACAAUAUGUUCUACUACGUUCAACCGACCUUUACAUCUUUGACUUCAACAUGAUGUGUGAAGAAUUCAGUGGUUCAUCACGACAAAAUGGUACGCUAGAUCUCAAUCCCCCAGAAGUCCAUUUUGGUCUUGAGUCAUCCUAUCCUCGAGAUCCGUGGUCCCUGGGAGCGACACUCUGCGAAUUAUUCCACCUGUCUCCACCAUUCUCUCUAGAACUCGAUAACUGCCAGCCGGAGGUCGUAAAUUUCACAAUGCUGAAGUUUAUGGAAUCCGUGCUCGGUGCUUUCCCAAAGGACCUCCUGCCAGAGUGGCAAGCGGACGAAUAUGAAAAAUUCGAGUUCACACCAGACGCGGCCUUGGUUGAACGAGGAGAAGAGCUCCAGGAAUUUCUGAACUCUGGAACAGAGUUUUCCGACUUUCUCUCUCGUUUACUUACAAUGGAUCCGGAGGAAAGGAUGACCAUGAGUCAGGCACUGGAGCAUCCUUGGAUUAAAGACUUAACGCAGUAAAGGUUUGAUGGACUGGCCAUUACUGGUCUGUUUCCAGGGUCUGCUACGUGCAAGCCUUCCCAUGACCUCGUCUCUGCUUGGGGGGUUGCGUAGUACAUGUGCAAAGCACUUUCCUUGGUUAAGUGACUGCUAAUACCGUCCUCGGGGCUGCUGUUAGGAGGGGCUGAUGAUGGUGCCAGCUUGUCGGAGGGACUAUGUCCUCUGAAUUCGCACAAAAGCCACUAGAAGAGCCCUGCAUGUCUGCAUGUGCAUAAUGCUGCUCUCUUUCUUCCGGUAUCACAGUCACAGAUUUUUGUACUAUAUCUCUCUAUUCACGGUAAUACUGUAGAUUACUUUAUUCAAAUCGACCAAGUAUGGUUGUGCGUGACACCGCGCGGAACAAGCCUAAUAAGGGGAGGGACGGAGAGCCUUAUUCAAUUUCUUCGGUACCAUAACCUUCGAUAAGCCAUUUCUGGGAUAGGUUAUGUGUAUAUCAAGCGCAGGGUCACUUUGUGUGUAAACUCGUGCCUCUUUCUUUAAUUUGUUUGUGCUUGUAUGUCCGGCGUACGACGGUAUGCGGGGAUCGAUGGAUCGAAAUGAUAAUUAUCUUUCGAUCCAUCGCGGUUGUCUAUGGUGCUAACGAUCUGGGCUGAAAUCAGAAAGGGCUCCGACAGUAGAGGUAUAUGCACUGAAAAAUACACUUUCCGAUAUCCG
Somion occarium is the source of this 5086-nucleotide messenger RNA. The record is from the annotation of a GenBank genome assembly. NCBI's taxonomy places the organism in Eukaryota, Fungi, Basidiomycota, Agaricomycetes, Polyporales, Cerrenaceae.